Molecule: messenger RNA, 1306 nt
Organism: Symbiodinium sp. CCMP2456
Lineage: Eukaryota; Dinophyceae; Suessiales; Symbiodiniaceae
Source: the annotation of a GenBank genome assembly
GUGUUUGUCCAAUGAUCAUUGGAAAUGCCGCAAGGAAGCCUUGGAGAAACUAGAACGCUUGGACCAAGAUGCUGGAGAACUGGUCUUCUCUAGCAUGCGGGCCACGCUCAGUGAUGGCAACAUGCGUGUGCGGCGAGCAGGUGCUCAUGCCUUGGCGGAGUUUUGCCUACCUGAGGUCUGGGGCAAGAAGCCCGCCAGCUUCGGCGUGGAGGCGGUCUCUGAGCUGACUCGGCACCUUGCGGAUCCAGACCUUCAUGUGCGAAGGGCUGCUCGGGAGCCUCUGCGCGAACUGCAGACGAAAGCCUUCGUCGGGGAUGUUGUCGUGGCUGGGCAGUCCGCGAUACCCUACCUGCAAGCACGUCUCCGUGACGAGGACUGGCAGGUGCGUGACGCCACGCUUCGAGCUCUAGGGAGCUUGGGCCCAGGGGCCUUGACGCUGGGCCGGGACAUAGCGCGACUGCUGGCAGAUGACAGUGCCGUCUGCCGUGAUGCCGCGAAGUCAACCCUGGACAAGCUGCUAGGAAGCGGGCUUGCCGCUGCUGAUCUGCAGGUGGUGGUACCACCCAAUGCCGAGCUUUUCGUCGGGCGCUUGAAGCACAAGGAUCCAAAAGUCCGCUGUGCAGCCGCCUGGGCACUGGGCCACAGUGCCGCUGCCGUCAUCGGCUUGCACACGAUCCAGGACACCCUCGUCACGGAGUCUGAUCCCGCCAUUUUCCGAGUCGCAGUCGAGGCCUUGGGCUGGCUCGGCCUCGCAGCGCUCCCUGCGUCUCCGGAGUUGGGACUCGGGCUCAAAACUUUCCUUGCCCGGCCGAGGAGUCAGGACUCUCAUCCCACUGCGCCGCAGGAGGGCGCUACGGGGACCUCCGACACUUCGGAGGAUCCGAACAAGGUGGCCAUGACGGAGUCCAUGUUCAAGGUCUACCAGGAGCUACUGCUCGUCAUCGGCCGCGCCCUCAGCCGCGAAGAACGACUCAACGAGGCGCUCAUCAGGGCCCAGCACUACGCCUCAAAGCUUGGGCGCAGCACCAACGUCCAGCGAGAAGAGGGCGUGAUCUCGCUGAUGGAGCCCAGCCUCUCGCAUGCGGCGGCCGUCACAGAGAUGCUGCGGAUUCUUCUGGACCCCACCUGCCCCGGCGCGCAGGCUGGGAUGCUGAGUGUGCACACUGCCAUCGAAGCCUUGGAGAAGUUCAGGGAAGCAGGGCUGCUCGGGGACUUCGACACGGCCAAGAGCGGCCGUGACGUCGUCCAGGGCCUUCAGAGCUGCCUGAAGGACCCUUCCUGGAUGGUUCGCCUGUCUGCGGCCGAG